CUGUUUCUGUUGCUGUUGACUAGGUUAGGAACCUGGUGUAAUCUCGGUAACAGGAUUUAUGGUAUCGCACCUCCAUUGCAACAGUCUUUGUCUUUGAUAUGUAGAAGGAUUGAAGAGUCUUUCUUUAUCUCUGCUGCCUGCAGCAACCGGCCUUUACACCAAAAAAGAAUGAAGUAUUUAUAAUAUAAUACUAUAAUAAGUAUUAUUGUCACAUCACCGCUUUUCACAGUAUAUACGCAUCACAGAUUUAAAAGUAAAGGGUUUGUUGAGGUUGGGGGGGGGGGGGGUUUGUAGCACAGCUAACCCGAGUUUGGUAACAACUGCUGGAUUCACUCGAUAAAUCAUUCAGCAGCUUGCAUUUUUACUAAACUAUAGCCUUAAAAAUUAACUUAACAGCAAAGUAUUUUCAGUCCAUUUAUAAAUAUCCGUCCUAUUGUAAAUAAAAAUGGGCGCGUGUGUGUGAGGCACAUACCUGCCGACAAUGUCUCUGCUUUGACGAGAUGAUCAAGCUGCCGUUUGCCUUCCGAUCCCAAACGAGCAUACUUUGACACUUUUUUACUACUGAUGCAGAUGGCUGGAAGGACAGGGCCAGCAGAAGCGAUGGGCAAACCAGAACGGGAACGAAGUUUUUUCUGGGAGUUUCAGACGCUUCUGCAACUUCGCUCGUACUCGCAGGGGGGUCAGAAUGGCUCGCGGCUGCAGAUGGCUCUCCCCCAGCACCUUGAUGAAAGCCCCUUCAUCAAUGACAAGGUUGUGCAAAAGAUGACAAUUGUGCCCACUCUCAACCUGACCGUCAGAUGCACCGUGUACAAUGAGUUUGGUAUGGACACGUGGUACAUAACUGUGUCUCCUCACCAGUCGGAGGACGUCGCUCAAACCCAAUUGGUGAUCGGAGUGGUGGCCGGCCUUGUCAUCUCCAGCGUGGUCAUUGGGCUAGCCUAUGGAAUUUGCAAGGGAAUAUCCAAGCAAGGCAGCCGGAACCGCGCCGAGAAUGAGAACGGUCCCUCUUUCGAGGAGACAAACAUGGACACCAACCAAAAUCCUGAAGAGUAAACAAACAUCUAAGCCACCUGCCAUCCUUUCGGAAUUUGAAAGUGAGAACAUGGAGCUUUGUACAUUUCUCCUCCCUACCUCAUCUUUUGGGAAAAGAAAACAAUUUAUGUUACAAACAAGGUAGCUUGGAAUUCAUUUCAGGGAGAAUGUAACGACAAAUCCAUUUCAACUCUUGGAGAAAAAAAAAUGUUUAAUGUAUGUGAUAUACAUAUGUUACUUGACAUAUUAUAGACAGUGUAGCUAUGUCGUCUGUUAGCGGUCAUGUUUUUUAAGAAGGAACUAUUGUUGGUUAGUUGCUGCAAGAUAAAGGGUAUUAUAAUACUGUGGGGCUGUGAGAUAUCAAUAGAACCGUUAUGUGGCAAGAUAACAAAUAUUGAUAAAGCUAACAACAACAAAAAAUCACAUUCAUGAGCAAUUAUCAAAAAUAGAUCAAAAAUUACGAACAUUUCCGAAAGUAUUCCGGAAACAGCCGAAUGGGGCGGAGACGUCACAACAAGGUAACAAAAGGUCGAGGCGGGUGCCAUCGUUGUUUAUCGACGAGAGAGUUGCGUUCGUGUUUUGUCAAAAAAUCGCUAAAAUGGUUCAAACCUGUCAUGCUAUGUGGUGUACAAAUAGCCAUUUGUCGCAAUGUAGUACUCAUGAGUUCCCGAACGCGAGAAAAAGAGCUGGACUAAGCAGACAAUGAGUAAAGUUUGUCCGUGCCAACAGGGCUAAUUUUGCAGACCCAGCCUCCGGCACGGUUUUGUGUGGUGCGCAUUUUACACCUGAAAGCUAUUCGAACUAUGGACAAAUGAAAUCAGGUUUUGCUAAGAAAUUGCUGCUGAAAGCAGAAGCGGUGCCCACCGUACACUCGCAGCCACCCUAAAUGUCCCGAGAUAUCAAGAAAGAGGACGAUGACUGGCUCUGAUGAGACCACCCCACCGCCACAGGCUAACCAAAGGAGCGGAGCAGCCAAGCUCGAAAUGGCCAGAGUGAGUACUCUUUUAUAAUAAAAAACAUAUCACACAUUGGCUAGGCAAGGCAAGGCAAGGCAAGGCAAAUUUAUUUAUAUAGCACAAUUCAACACAAGGCAAUUCAAAGUGCUUUACAUCACAUGAAGACCAUAAAAAUCACAUUUAAAUCAACACAACGUAAAAACCAAGACAAACGAUCGCAUUUAAUCACAGAAUAAAAAUAAAUAAAUAAAAAUAAAACAAAAAUAGAAAUAAAGCAAAAACUACUACUACUAAUAAUCAUUGAAAUCAGCAAUGGAGAUAAGCACAAGAGGAAUAGAAGGCAGGUAGAUUGAAAUAUAUAGACAGUUAUGGAUAUGCAGUGCUAAACAAAAGCGUUUUUAGCCCUGAUUUAAAGGAGCUAACAGUUUGAGCAUACUUCAGACGUUCGGGUAACUUGUUCCAGAGGUGAGGAGCAUAAUAACUAAAUGCUGCCUCACCCUGCUUGGUUCUUGUUCUUGGAACAUGCAGAAGACCCGUUCCAGACGACCUUAGGGGUCUCAUAGGAAUCUAACAAGUCAAGCAUGUAUUUUGGUCCAAGGCCAUUAAGUCUAUAGGCUAUAGGACUGGACACCUGUAUAAAUUAUCGCUCGUAAAAUAUAUAGAACAACUCUAAUCCCAUUCAUAUUUGUGUCUGUUGGCAGAGCGAAAACCUAUGAUAGCACAAUAAAUGAUCAUUAUUCUAUACAUUAUUUUGCAGUCACGGUGUAUCAGCUUCACAAAAAGAAAUGCAAAACAAACCAUUCGGUGAUUCUGUUGCCGCCGGUGUUUCAUCAGUGUGAUUGCUCCCCUCAAUGAUCCUUUCAUUAGGCUGCAUUGGCUUUCGUUUGGGCUCAAGUUGAUAACCCAAAACACCAAAGAAAGGUUCAUAACUCUCCUCACCAUUAGAAGACCGUUCAUUACAUCUGAUUCGUCGCUGCAACGAGAAACAAAAUUGUCCACUAUUAUCGCCGCCAUUCAGUACUAAGCACUGAGCCGGGUGUUUUCUUGUUGUGACGUCACGCGCACAAUACGCUAGAUUUCCGGGGUCUCGGCCGCCGGUCGUUUUAGCUUGACAAUCGAUCCAAAUUUCUAUCAUUUUCUUGGUGUUGCGAUGUGUGUCAUUACACAAAGUGGCAUGAUAGGAAUCCAAAAGGCAUGCGUUUAUGGAUAAAUGAUGGAAUAUUAGCAUUUCCCCAGGUGUUGUAAUACCCUUUAAAUAACUUACAAGGUAUGGCUUUGCUGUUAAAGUUGUGUAGGAAGCGCAUCGCGUCUUGUUCAGUCAGCCGUUUUUCGUUUUUGAAAUAUGAAUACGAAAUGUUUCGGUUUGUGCAUUUGUGUCGUAGAGAAAUGGUGGAAUAUACUAAAGAGUUAUUAAUUGCUAGAGUUAGGUCUUGGCUAGGGUGACCAUAUUUUGAUUCCCAAAAAAAGAGGACACUCGGCCCGGCCUCCAGAUACUUGAAUUUUACACAAAGUUGACUCAAAGAUGCUUAUAUCACAUUAAUAUAUUUAAAGUGUGCCUCCUCCGUCUGGAUAGAAAAAUUCAGUUUUAUUCAAAAACACAAAACAUAGACUUAUUGCCAUAUAGUAUACUGUAUAUUAUAUACUGUAUGGAAAUAUUUUUUUACUCAACAGGCUUUAUUCUUCUCUAAAAAAAAUAAUCCCAAAAAAAAAAAACAAAAAAAGAAAAACAAAUAAUGAUUUAAAAAAAAAAUAACAAUAAUAAUAUAAUGCAGACCCAUGGAAAUGUAGUCCAGUCAAUACACACACACAGUAGGCUAUGGUCCAACUCAACAUUUAUAUAAAAAACCAUCACGACAAUUGUCGUUGACAAAUUGUUAUUCCCAGUCAAUUUUUAUUCUCAUUCAAUGAUCUAGCUUGUGCACAAACAAUAACCAAAAUAAACUGACAAGUUAUUCAACCAGCAUGUUUCCAAACGCAGCAGUUCAAAACUACACUGCCCAUAUUGCCUCGCGCGGCUGAGCUCACUGAUAGCUACCCUAUUAUCGAGUACCGGGAGCGGAGGCAAAAUCAAACUUUGCUAUAAAAAGUUCCAAUCAUCGGCAGCGCAACGAUGCGUCACCAAACGGGAUUUUACAGAUUACUCCAGUACAAAUCUCCGACAGAAUUCAACAGUUGCCAUUAUAUACGUAUUUAGCGUAAAAAAACUCAUCAGAAACACAGCUACUUAGAAUAUCAUACUAACAUCCAACCAAAUAAACGAACGCAAAACAAUUACAAGACUCAUACAAUAUACUGGAUCUCUGUGUACACAUAUAACCCAAUAUACAAAAGAAGACACGUGAUCGACAUUAACAGGAGAAACUAAAGAAAGGUGUACUGUAUGGAGCCACGUCUUAAAACUCCUUACUGUAGUCUGAUCCCUCGCCAAACCGUCAAUAGAUGAAAGGUAAUUCCCCAUGAAACAAAGGGUAAAAACAAGAGGAAGAUCUACUCCUUGUUUCGCCCCUACUAGUAGGAGCCACGUCAACGCAGGCAGGCCCAGCCCCCUAGCGGCUGGAGGGAUUCUCUUCAAAUUGGUCCCGUGAAAAAUGAUAAAAACCGGUCAUGAAUUUAUGAAACCCGGCCGGACGCUCCAGAGAGCACGUAAUAAGAGGACUUGUCUGGGCAAAAGAGGACGUUUGGUCACCCUAGUCUUGUCGAACACACACCGUUGAUGUUUUUCCAAAUGUACCAUAUGUCGUCAGCUGGCUAGCGUGGCUAGAUUUAUCCAGUAAGUGAGUUCUGUUUUUUCUGUUCGUCCUGUAAAUCUACCAGCUUGUGUCUUUAGUGAGUGAUUCCUGUUUUAGUUAAUGUCUCCGCCGAAGAGUGCCAUUGUGAAAUAUGAGUAUUGUUUUGUUGUUGCUAUGAGUAUUGUACACGAUGAAAGAUUGUCCUGAUGCUCAAAUGGCUCCCCCCCCCCCCGCUGUACUGCAUUUUGAACAGCCAUGAAAACACGUUUGCAGACUGGGGAAGAAUAGAAGUUCAUUUUUGAAUUGAAACCAUCUAUUUGGAAAAAUGACCAUAGAAAAUGAACAUUGCCAAUGCAAGUAUUGUAAUUGGAUGUUGUGUUUUUUGUACAUUUGUUUCAAAUAAAGCGUACAUUUGGAAACAUAUGCUCACUGUCUAUUUUUUGCUGUUGUUAUUUGUUCUACUGUUGGCAACUAAUGCAUUACAGGGUUUCGCCCAGAAGUUUCCAGAAAAUCACAGAUUUGUAGGAGAAAAAAAUCCCAAAUAAAAAUGUUACCUUGACAAAAACUUUGAAAUUGUAACUAUAAGGUGCUUUUAUAAGCCAUUUAUUGACAAUACUUAUACAGUGCUGGCUAAAAGUAUUUGCACCCCUGCAAUUCUGUCAGAUAUAGCUCAAUUUCUCUCAGAAAAUGAUUGCAAUUACAAAUGCUUUGGUAGUAAUAUCUUCAUUUAUUUUGCUUCCAAUGAAAAAAAAGACAAAAGAGAAUGGGAGGAAAAAAUUAAAUCAUUGAUCAUUUUACACAAACUCCAAAAAUGGGCCGGACAAACGUAUUGGCACCCUUUGAAAAAUUAUGUGACGCUUCUCUAAUUUGUGUAAUUAACAGCACCUGUUAAUUACCUUUGCCAUAUAACAGGUGGUGGCAAUAACUAAAUCACACUUGCAGCCCGUUAAAUUGGAUUAAAGUUGAUUCAACCUACUGUAUGUCCUGCGUCCUUGUGUGUACCACAUUGAACAAGGAGAAAAGAAAGAAGACCAAGGAACUGUCUGAGGACUUGAGAAGCAAAUUUGUGAGAAGGCAUGGUUAAUCUCAAGGCUAUAAGUCCAUCUCCAAACACCUCAAUGUUCCUGUGUCUACAGAGCGUAGUGUCAUCGAUAAGUGUAAAGCCCAUGGCACUGUGGCUAACCUCCCUAGAUGUGGACGGAAAAUUGACAAGAGAUUUCAACGAAAGAUUGUGCGGAUGGUGGAUAAAGAACCUCGACGAACAUCCAAACAAGUUCAAGCUGUCCUGCAGUCCGAGGGUACAACAGUGUCAACCCGUAUUAUCCGUUGGCGUCUGAAUGAAAAGGGACUCUAUGGUAGGAAGACCCCACUUAAAAAAGCCAGGCUGGGGUUUGGCAAAACUUACCUGAGAAAGGCAAAAAAGGUUUUUGAAGAAUGUUCUCUUCUGGUCAGAUGAGCUAAAAGUAGAGCUUUUUGGGAAAAGGUAUCAACAUAGACUUUAGAGGGAAAAAAACAAGGCUUUCAAAGAAAAGAACUUGGUCCCCACAGUCAAACCUGGCGGCGGUUCCCUGAUGUUUUGGGGUUGCUUUGCUCCCUCUGGCACUGGACUGCUUGACCGUGUACAUGGCAUUAUGAAUUCUGAAGACGACCAACAAAUUUUGAAGCAUAAUGCAGGGUCCAGUGUGAGAAAGCUGGGUCUCCCUCAGAGGUCAUGGGUCUACCAGCAGGACGAUGGCCCAAAACACACUUCAAAAAGCACUAGAAAAUAGUUUGAGAGUGAAGAACUACCCCUCAAUGUCAAUUUAUAAUUCCCAUUUAUUGACAAAGAUGAGAGAACCCUGAAGGACA
This is a messenger RNA of Corythoichthys intestinalis (scribbled pipefish), 6565 nucleotides long. Its product is annotated as CD166 antigen homolog. NCBI's taxonomy places the organism in Eukaryota, Metazoa, Chordata, Actinopteri, Syngnathiformes, Syngnathidae. Bases 565 to 1053 code for a protein of 162 amino acids. The transcript has 5 exons. The record is from RefSeq and is a predicted model, not a curated record.